AGGAAGCGAGCAAUCAAACGAGCUCGUGAGGGGGAGACAGAAGGCGGUGUUUAUCUCCCUUAUAUAUUUAUUUAUCUUAUUUCCCCCUGCUGCCCGAUUUAAGAGAUAUUUGCAUUUUGAUGUGGAGAAAGACGAUCUGAGUUUGGUUUAUAAUAAGCACGAGCGAUCAUAGACUUUGCUAGCAAGGGUUCUUGUCUUGCUCAGCCUGAACUUCCCGUUGCAGAAGCGCAUAGACGAAAGAGAGAGAAAGAAAGAGAGCUGCAGGAAAAGGGAACAUAACGCACGGGGUGUCGUUGUGAAAACAGUUGUUGCUCCACGUCCAGCCAUCGUCGCGCGUAAAAACUAACUUUUUCUUUCUUUCUUUGAAAGGAUCCGCUUUUUAUCGAUCUUGCUUUAGUGUGAAACGUUGGUUUCCUGCACGGGGAUUUAAUGGGAGUCUUGCAUCGAUAAAGCGCCCCCCCGUCCGCCCCCCUGACGGACCCUCGCUCGAACCGAACCGGAUUCGGGCGCUGUCCUCACCGGGGGGUGUCCGAUCCAAGUUCUGAUUUUGACUACGAAAAGCAAACUGUGGAGUCCGAAUAUGGCAGGAAAUCUGAAGAAAGGUGGGGGGCUUAUUGGCAUGAUGAAGGACGCUUUUCAGCCUCACCAUCACCUCCACCACUCCCAUCACCAGCCCGGGGCCGUUGACAAAAAGACGGUGGAGAAAUGCUGGAAAUUCAUGGACAAGGUGGUGCGGUUAUGCCAGAAUCCCAAGUUGGCCUUGAAGAACAGUCCUCCAUACAUACUGGACCUGUUGCCAGACACCUACCAGCAUUUGCGCACUAUACUGUCUCGUUACGAAGGCAAGAUGGAAACACUGGGUGACAACGAGUACUUUCGUGUUUUCAUGGAGAAUUUGACCAAGAAGACGAAGCAGACCAUUAGUCUGUUCAAGGAUGGCAAAGAGCGAAUGUUUGAAGAGAACUCUCAGCCCAGACGGAACCUGACAAAAUUGUCACUGAUAUUCAGUCACAUGCUAGCUGAGCUCAAAGCCAUCUUUCCCAAUGGCCUGUUUCAAGGGGAUAAUUUCAGAAUCACCAAAGCAGAUGCUGCAGAGUUCUGGAGAAGAUCGUUCGGCGACAAGACCAUUGUGCCUUGGAAGGUGUUUCGGCAAGCCCUCCACGAAUUCCACCCCAUCAGCUCGGGCCUGGAGGCCAUGGCUCUUAAAUCCACCAUAGACCUCACCUGCAAUGACUACAUCUCUGUCUUUGAGUUCGACAUCUUCACCAGGCUUUUCCAGCCAUGGUCAUCACUGCUGAGAAACUGGAACAGCCUGGCGGUGACUCAUCCGGGAUACAUGGCCUUUCUCACCUAUGAUGAAGUCAAAGCUCGUCUGCAAAAAUUCAUCCACAAGCCCGGCAGCUAUAUAUUCAGACUGAGCUGUACGCGGCUCGGCCAGUGGGCUAUCGGUUACGUCACAGCUGAUGGGAACAUCUUGCAGACCAUUCCUCACAACAAACCCCUCUUCCAGGCCCUCAUCGAUGGCUUCAGGGAAGGAUUCUACCUUUUCCCUGAUGGCCGCACCCAGAACCCAGACCUCACAGGGCUGUGUGAGCCCUCCCCUCAAGACCAUAUCAAAGUCACUCAGGAGCAAUAUGAGCUGUACUGUGAGAUGGGCUCCACCUUCCAGCUGUGCAAGAUCUGUGCAGAGAACGACAAGGAUGUGAAGAUUGAGCCGUGCGGCCACCUCAUGUGCACUUCCUGCCUUACAGCCUGGCAGGAGUCGGAAGGCCAGGGCUGCCCCUUCUGUCGCUGUGAAAUUAAGGGCACCGAGCCCAUCGUCGUUGACCCCUUCGACCCCAAGGACCCCAACAGUGGAGGGUCCUACGGAGGCUGCCGAGGCACAUUUGGAGCGGAGGGUGCGCCAUCGCCCAGCUACGACGAUGACGACGAUGAUCGAUUGGAAGACUCUGCUUUCAUGAUUAGCAAGCUGGUCGGUUCUAAAGUGGAGAGGCCACCCUCACCGAUGUCAGUCUCCCCUCAGUCGAUCGUUCCCCCAGUACCACCCCGCUUGGAUCUGCUUCCUCUUAGACCCACCAACCCUCCCGGAGCCUCAAGUCCAGGGGCCACAUCCAAGGCCCCCUCACAUCACAAGGACAAGCCAUUACCCUUGCCCCCAACUUUAAGAGACCUGCCCCCUCCUCCUCCCCCAGACCGGCCACAUCCAACCGGGUCGGACAGUCGGCUUCCAAGACGCCCUCUGCCCAGUACACCCGGAGACCCUUCUCGGGACAAAUUGCCACCUGCCCCUCCCAACCGCAACAUGUCAGACUGGAACUCGCGGCCGGUACCCAAAGCCCCAUCCCAGCCACCAGCAACCAUAGAUCCCCACGGAACCCGAGAACUCUCCAACCGACACUCCCUGCCCCUGCAGCUACCCUCUGCACUUGAUGGCAGAGCUGAAGGCACAAGAAACAAUGGUGGUCCCCCAAGCCUUGACCACCAACUGAGUUUUGAAUCAUCCAUUGCUGGGUCGGAGUAUGACAGCCCAAAAUUGAAGCCGUCUGCCUCAGCUAAUGCCAUCUAUUCCCUGGCCAUCAGGCCUCUCCUAGCAGUGAAGCCGCAGACGGGGGAGGACGCCUGUGAGAACGAUGAGGAGUCAGAGUACAUGAUUCCAUCCUCUCUGCCAGCCCUGCCUUCCGCUGCAGGGGAGGCAGUGCCCAGACCUCCUCCACCUUCUCUUAGUCCCAGGAGCAUGCUCAAUGAAAUGGAGUCAGAAAGCCCACAGAUGUAUGAAGCCAUGUACAACAUCCAAGCCCAGGCCCUCACUGCCUCUGGAUCACAGGCCAGGGACUCAGAUUACUCUGAAUUGCCUCCUUUGACCUGCUCGAAUGGGCAGAGGGAUCCGGUUGGUGCAGUUGGUAAGGAGGAGGAGGAGGAGAACUGCUAUGACUACCCCAAACCUCUAGCUUUUGCCCAAGCCCGGCGCACACUCUCUGACGUUAACCCCACUGCCUUCAGCCACCGCUUCAUAGACAACGAGCUUGGAGCAACAGCAACAGUCACAGACCCAUCUGAAGCCCCUGAGCGGCCUCCGAAGCCUCUUCCCCGUCGCAUCAACUCAGAACGGAGGCCUAGUCCUGUUCCCCCUGGAGCAGGUCCCGGGCCCAGCCAGCAGAUCUCCAGCGAGAUCGAGCACCUCUUGAGCCAGGGCUACUCCCACCAGGACAUCCAAAAAGCCCUUUUGAUUGCACAGAACAAUAUCGAGAUGGCCAAGAACAUCCUGAGGGAGUUUGUGUCCAUCCCUUCUACUGCACAUAUCCUAACAUAGUGUACCUUCUCAGAGUACCCGUCACGGCCCAGCCAUGCAUUCGUCUCAGACUCCAGAAGAGGGGGAAACUACUUCUAGCUCUAGUGACAGAGAGAGCUCCUUUCUCCGUAAUACUUCUCGGAUUCUCUGUCCUCCUUUGUGUGUGGAAGAACGCCGCUCCGUUGCAAGCGGCCCUUCAGCCUGAAGCAUAAGCAGUUUUGGUGUGUCUCAAGGUGUCACAUGACCCUCGAGGCUUUCUGUGAAACUUAAGGAAAAAAAAAAGACAAAAACAUGUAUGUGUUUAUAUAAUGAUUUAAUGUAUAAAUCAGAAUAUUGAGUAUAGUUAAUAUAUACACAUGUAUGUCGGAGAGGGUCAGGGUUAGCUGCAGAGAUGUGAAGUAUUAGGCCUUGGAGUUUGGAUAGCUAAAGGGAGUUUAGUUAAACACAGCGAACUGCAGCUGAGCAUUUUCUGGUGUGAAAAAAAUUGCCUUUUACUUGUAUUGCUUCUGUACAUUUGUGUGUGUAUGUGUGUGUGUUUGUGUGAUUUUCAUUGUUUUUGUCUGUCAAGUAGCAUGGCAUAUGUGUCGCCCCCCGCAACGCAGUCACCUGUUUAAGAGAAUCUGCCAGAUGAGGUGCUAUUUUGGGAUAAUGCUCAGCCCAAAGCAACCUGUUUACCGCUAUGACCAUGACGUCCAGGGCACUGUGUGUACAGAGCUGUGGGAUUUCUGUGCAUGGUGGCGGCUGGCAUCGGAAAUGGGAUCUCCGUCAGCUUUGUUACAUCUGUGUAGCAUUACUGUAACUGUACUGUACCAUAAAUUUCACUCCCAAAAUUGAGCAGAUGAAAUUUAUUAUUUAAAGUGAUAGUUCACCCAAAAUUCUGUCAUAAUUUACUCUCCCUCAUGUCAUUUCAAACCCAUAUGACUUUCUUUCUUGGAACACAAAAGGAGAUUUUAGGCAGAAUGACAGGCUCAGUCACCAUUCAAUUUCAUUACUGGUUUCUGAGACCCAACACACUGAAAUUAGUCAAAUGAGUAUAUGAUGACAGAGUUUUCAUUUUUUGCUGAACUAUCACUUUUAGGACAACCAGUCCUUUCAAUUCCCAGUAGGUGGAACAUGCUGAUGAAGGGUACAUGCCUCUUAAGACAAAUCUGAUUUUAGAAGCAGGGUCCCAGCACCUCACUUUACUCCCCCUGUUUGAAGCAGGAUGGCAGGGGACAUGUUACCCAAUUGCUCUAAUCUUCUGAAUGUGUCAUUAAUAUGGUGGUCUCUGACAGACUUUUGUGAAGUAGUGUGUUUACUAAAGAUAGUGUUCUCUAACAGAUUAAGGGUAGCGUGGAGAGAGUAUUUGCUUAUAAAGGUCCAAGGCAUGGCAAAGUUUCUGUCUUCAGUGGGGACUGAAAUCACUCAUGGGGAGGUCUGACUCGUGUAUGAAGCUGUUCAUCUUCGAAACCAUGUCAUUUGAUCACCUUAAUAUAUUGUUGUUGUUAUUAAUGUUAUUUUUAUUUUUUGAUUUGUUGUUAUUGAAACAGAAUUGCUUUACUGCUGCUAUUAUUGUUAGUGCUAAACAAUUAAGCCUUAAAUGUACAUUUGUGAAUACUGUGUAUAACCCAUUUUAAAGUGACAGUAUCUGUUCUAUGUAAUUUGGUAAUGUAGCAUACUUGAAAUCAGAAGCAUCUUGCGCAGGUGUGAGCCCAGUUUGACUGAGCUGAUUUUUUUUUUCUCUGUCUGUUUGUGUGUGCGCAAACAUGUGUGGCUGUAAAAGGCCAGACAUGGGAAGUCUGUUUUCAUCCAGGUACUCUUUACGUUGCGUAUUGCUUGAAAUACAUACGUUUAUCGAUGUGAACUGAGGUAAACUGUGCAUUGGGCUCAUCGCAGAAGGUCUUGUAUUUAUUUUCUUUCCUUGUCCUACAAGGCUUUGUGUUAAAGGGAUAGUUUACUCAUAAACAAAAUUCUGUCAUCAUUUAUUCACCCUCAUGUUGAUCCAAACCAUGACCUUUUUUCUUUUUUUUUUCUCCAUGUUAAAAAAAAAAAUAUUAGGCAGAAUGUUAGCCUCAGUCAUCAUUCACGUUCAUUGAAUAAUUUUUACAUAAUAGAAAGUCAUACGGGUUUGGAACAACAUUAGGCUAAGUAAAUGAUGAAAGAAUUUUCCUUUUAGGGUAAACUAUCCCUUCAACACCAUCACGGAUUGGAUCAACCUUUCAGCGGCAGCCCUGUUAAAGCCAUGAUCGCAGUGCCCAUAGUCCGCCUGCUGUUAGGAGAAGGGAGAAGUUCCUGUUUUUGGUUCCUCCCAGUCUCCUCUUGUACUCAGGAAAACCGUACAUUUAAACAGAAUCUACAUUAGUGACUCCGUACUUGUGAGUGGAAAUGUACCUUUUAGUCGGUGCAAGACUUGCUCAGAUUCAGAGUGAAAACAGUGCUAGACUAAUUUUACAGCAUAAUAGAUCUGCACCUUCUCAUUGAUGAGGCGCUUUUACGGAAAGAUUUUUAACCAUACCGAAACAUGCUCAAGUGGAAAUGCAAAAGCAAAUGUUGCUCACCGUGCUCAGAACCGUUCUGCCCGAUGCUGCAAAACUGCUUCAUUUUCUCUUGAACAAAUCCUCUGAGCCAUGGUGUACUAGCGACCCUUGGUUGUUUCACCAUUCAAAUUGGGGGAACACAAGGAAAAUCUAGGUGGACAGUGCUCCCCUUUGCACUCUCCCCCGGCCAGGCUCAGAGCAUUACGUAAUAUUUGUAAUUGCACCAACACACCUUAAUGCACUAGUAAUUUGUUUAAGUAAGUUUAUCGAAUCCUUGCUAUGGUCUGGAAUUGCUUCUGGGUUACAGGACUCGUGAACUCAUGCUUGACGUUGCUUUUGCCAACAUCAGAACUUCCCAGGAUAAUUUUAGACCCUACUUGCCCCAGCAGUGUUGCACUGGGAUUGCAGGUACUUCCACAUCUCUGUCUUGUAGGUACAUACAUAACGUUGGCAUCUUGCGUUCAGCCACUUUCCCAGCAGAGGAGCAGUGAGUGAAAUGUUUAAGUUGUAGGCUGUUACUGUUGGUUUGUUUUGUUGUUUCUGUUCCAGUCUUGAAGCAUAUGACUGGUUUAAUACUGAUUUAUUUUUAACUGCACCAUAUGAAGUUUUUGUAUGUUUUUGUUUUAUGAUAUGUUUGAACUUUGUUUUCAGACCAUGGUUUUUGAAUAAUUUCAUUUUUUAAUUACUAUACUACUAUUUUGUGAUAUUAAUGCAAGUCUGAUGGAUGCAUGUGUUUGUGUUUUCAAAGUGUACAAUGUUUCGCACAGUGUACCGAUUUGUGCUAUGAUGCUGUCACUUUAAAAUCAAGCGUGUAAAGUUACUUAUACAUAGAAUACGUGGAAAUAGCAAUGUUUUAUUUCAUUUUGCAUUCCUGUACAUGUCAGAAUUUUAUUUUUGUUUACUGAUGCGAAUAUUACUGUGAGCAGUGCCAUAAAUUUAGAUAUGUCCGUAAUUUUCUUCUGCUGCCCAGAAAAAAAAGGCCUUAGUGUAAAGAGUGUAUGAUAUCCGGGCGUAAGUUCCCUCACAACAUUUGGAAAAAUUUCCAUGGUCGCUCUUCUUUGGCUUGGUCAGUAACGUCAUAGUGAAUAUCUGUCCAUUACUGGAAUGUCUCAAGUCAGACCACAAGAGGGAGCACUCUUCUCAAUUUGCCAUAACUUACCCGAGUAUUUCAGGAUCUCUUUCUUUUGUGCUAAUUCUCAUAUCAUUUUGGAAGUAUGCACAGCGCUAUACUGUUAAUUAAAUGAAUAGAACAAA
Molecule: messenger RNA, 7059 nt
Organism: Myxocyprinus asiaticus (Chinese sucker)
Lineage: Eukaryota; Metazoa; Chordata; Actinopteri; Cypriniformes; Catostomidae
Product: E3 ubiquitin-protein ligase CBL-like
Exons: 16
Coding region: 581-3310 (909 amino acids)
Biological process (GO): cell surface receptor signaling pathway; negative regulation of epidermal growth factor-activated receptor activity
Cellular component (GO): membrane raft; plasma membrane
Molecular function (GO): calcium ion binding; ubiquitin protein ligase activity; receptor tyrosine kinase binding
Source: RefSeq, a predicted model, not a curated record